Messenger RNA from Penicillium cosmopolitanum, 237 nucleotides. RefSeq lists its product as uncharacterized. Gene Ontology annotation, molecular function: protein heterodimerization activity. The record is from RefSeq and is a predicted model, not a curated record. The transcript has 4 exons. Gene Ontology annotation, biological process: chromosome segregation; kinetochore assembly; mitotic cell cycle. Bases 1 to 237 code for a protein of 78 amino acids. Gene Ontology annotation, cellular component: nucleoplasm; kinetochore. NCBI's taxonomy places the organism in Eukaryota, Fungi, Ascomycota, Eurotiomycetes, Eurotiales, Aspergillaceae.
AUGGCAGCAACUCAAAAGCUGUACCCUCGGGGAACCGUCAAGCGCAUCGUCAAAGCACACUCCAACCGGAGCGUGAGCAAGAAUGCCGAUAUCCUGAUCUUUCUCGACUAUAUGCUAUUCAUGCAAGAGUUAAUGCGCGAAGCUUCGAUCCGAUCGCGAAAGUCUGGCGAGAAGAAUAUCUCUGCGAAUGCGGUUCGCAAGGUCACUGAGAAAACACUGCGCAAAUUUCAGGGAUAA